Ophidiomyces ophidiicola is the source of this 2157-nucleotide messenger RNA. RefSeq names its product minichromosome maintenance protein 5 (gene MCM5). The transcript has 4 exons. The record is from RefSeq and is a predicted model, not a curated record. Gene Ontology annotation, biological process: DNA replication initiation; DNA replication; double-strand break repair via break-induced replication. Gene Ontology annotation, cellular component: nucleus; MCM complex. Bases 1 to 2157 code for a protein of 718 amino acids. NCBI's taxonomy places the organism in Eukaryota, Fungi, Ascomycota, Eurotiomycetes, Onygenales, Onygenaceae. Gene Ontology annotation, molecular function: single-stranded DNA helicase activity; 3'-5' DNA helicase activity; DNA replication origin binding.
AUGGAUAGAAGAACCCCGUACUCAUUGAGUGUUCUUCAGCCCAAUACUGACGGGCCAGAUGAAGCCCGCACUGUUGUUCAGUCCCAACUUCGAGAGUUUAUUCUCGCCUUUCAACUAGAUAAUGCCUUUAUUUACAGAGAUCAAAUUCGGCAGAACGUUCUUGCGAAGAAAUUCUAUUGCGACGUCGAUGUUGCCCACCUGAUUGCAUAUAACGAAGAGUUAGCUCACAGGCUUACCACCAACCCUCUAGAUACACUCCCUUUAUUCGAAGCAGCCCUAAAGCAGUGCACGCAACGAAUAGUGUACCCAUCGCAAAAAGAUAUCGAAUUACCUGAACAUCAGCUUCUGCUUCAUUCGAGCGCUUCGCAUAUAACAAUAAGAGAUCUUAAUGCCACAAAUGUGUCCCAUCUGGUGCGGAUUCCUGGAAUCGUCAUCGGUGCCUCAACGAUCUCGUCCAAAGCAACUGCGAUCCAUAUCAAAUGCCGCAAUUGUGAGGCGUCAGAGAACAUUGUUGUUGAAGGUGGGUUUUCAGGUAUAUCUUUGCCUCGAACUUGUAAGAAAGAAAGAGAACGAACGGAGGACCCCUGUCCAUUGGAUCCUUACGUGGUUGUGCACGAGAAAUGCCAAUUCAUCGACCAACAAGUUUUAAAGCUCCAGGAGGCUCCUGAUCAGGUUCCUGUGGGAGAAUUACCGCGUCAUAUUCUAGUUUCCGCCGAUCGGUAUCUUGCCAACCGUGUCGUACCUGGCUCUCGGUGCACCGUUAUGGGUGUUUUCUCUAUCUACCAGGCCAAAGGGAAGAAAAGUGCUACCUCUGGAGCAACUGCUAUUCGAAAUCCCUACGUUCGGGCCGUUGGAAUUAGUAGUGAUAUUGACCACACUGCCAAGGGAAGUUCGAUCUUCACUGAAGAGGAGGAGCAGGAAUUUUUAGAAAUCAGUAGACGAGCAGAUCUUUACGAUGUAUUCGCGGAUUGUAUAGCGCCGUCAAUUUAUGGGAAUCGAGACAUCAAGAAGGCGAUAGCCUGUCUUCUUAUGGGCGGAUCAAAGAAAAUUCUACCCGAUGGUAUGAAACUGCGAGGAGAUAUUAACGUUCUACUACUUGGUGACCCAGGUACUGCAAAGUCCCAGCUUCUCAAAUUCGUUGAGAGAGUUGCCCCGAUUGCGAUCUAUACGUCUGGCAAGGGUUCUUCCGCCGCAGGUCUGACAGCCUCCGUCCAACGCGAUGCUACAACACGAGAGUUUUAUCUCGAGGGCGGUGCCAUGGUUCUCGCUGAUGGAGGUGUCGUUUGCAUUGAUGAGUUCGACAAAAUGCGAGAUGAGGACCGGGUUGCAAUCCACGAAGCCAUGGAACAACAGACUAUCUCCAUUGCUAAAGCUGGCAUUACAACAAUUUUAAACGCACGAACUUCGGUGUUAGCUGCAGCAAAUCCAGUAUUUGGAAGAUAUGAUGACAUGAAGACUCCUGGCGAAAAUAUCGACUUUCAAACAACAAUUUUAUCUCGAUUUGACAUGAUUUUUAUUGUCAGGGACGAGCAUGAGAAAGGACGGGAUAGAAAGAUGGCGAGACACGUCAUGGGCAUACAUAUGGGUGGUAGAGGUGUUGAAGAGCAAGCUGAGGCGGAGAUCCCAGUCGAGAAGAUGAAGCGAUACAUCAGUUAUUGCAGAUCUCGCUGCGCGCCUCGAUUAUCACCAGAUGCGGCAGAGAAACUCUCAUCCCAUUUCGUCUCGAUCCGCAAACAAGUGCAUAAAGCUGAGCUCGACGCCAACGCCAGAUCAUCCAUCCCUAUAACGGUUCGACAACUAGAGGCCAUCAUCCGAAUCACGGAGUCCCUGGCUAAAUUAAGUUUGUCGCCGAUCGCAACUGAGACUCACGUCGACGAGGCCGUCAGGCUAUUCCUGGCGUCGACCAUGGAUGCUGCGGUUCAUGGCGAAGGCCACGCGAGUAAAGAGCUUAUGGCCGAAGUCGGCAAAGUCGAAGAUGAAUUGAAGCGACGAUUGCCCAUUGGCUGGAGCACCAGUCUGGCUACGCUCAGGCGGGAGUUUGUGGAUGGUAGAAACUACAGUGAACAAGCCUUGAACCGGGCAUUGGUGAUUCUACAACGGAGAGAAACUUUACAGUUCCGGUCUGGGGGAUCGCAGAUUUAUCGGAACGGGCCUUGA